CGUUCCCGUCUCCCUCACCAAACUGCUGCAUAGUCCGUCCAUCCACACGCCUCCUCCCUCUCAUGGCCUCCACCACCACCGCCGGCGACAGCCACAGCCUCCCGUCGUCCCCUGCCACGUCACCCUCGGUCUUCCUCGACGACCACCCGAGCUUCCUCCGUUCGCCUUCCUCCACACCCACCUUCCUCGACCAGAUCGCGCCCUCCUCCUUCUACCUCCCCGGCGUCGUCCCCGAUGCUGCCGGCGCGCGGGAGUACUCCCCACCGCUAGGUCAGCUGGCCCAGGCCGCCCGCAAGCCGACUCGGAAGCGGCCCAGGGCGUCGCGCCGGCCGCCCACCACGGUGCUCACCACCGACGCCUCCAACUUCCGCGCCAUGGUGCAGGAGUUCACCGGCUUCCCCGCCCCGCCGCCCCUCUCGUCGUGCCUGCCGCCCCAUCUCCUCUCCGGCGGUGCGCUCUUGCCCUCUGGCUCCGCCGCGCCGGCGGCGUUCCAGCCGACGCUCGCGUCGUCCCCGACCACCAACGCCACUUCCCUAGUGCUCGACGCGCUCGCUCUGCUCGCCAAGACCAAAGCCAUCGCCGCCGCCGCCGCCGCUGCACCGCCCAGCUCGGGCUCCGAACUGUACAGCAGCUACGGCCCCGUGCUCGCCAGGGCCAUCCCGUUCGACGACGGCUUCGAGGUAGCAGACGGCGAGAGCACCGGAGCCGGCGGCGGCCACGGGCUCUUGUCAUCUACCACGCCGUACGCCGGAGAAAGGCGCUACUAAACUUCCGUCCAUACCAAGUUAGCUGUGUACUGAAGAAGACAAGAUUCUUAAGAUUUUAACUAAACUUGUUGUGACUAAUUUAUUUUGGUAUUAUCUUCAUACUGUGUAAUACUGUAAUGUGUAUAUAGGGUUCUAGCUGGUUAAUUAACAUCGUAUUAACAUCGUAAGUAUAUCCUAAUUGUCUAUUUAGCAUCAAAGCUAGCAUCAGAACAUUUGCUUCAUUAUGAGGGGCGAUGCUUACAUAUUGUAAUAGUGUAAGAGCAUAAGAACAGGUAAACAAGCUCGAUGAUUUGACCUUAAUUUGGGUUUAUGUUAUGUACCUAUGGAGCGAGGUAUGUUUGUUUCUCAAAUGGAAAAGGUCUAUUGAACC
Molecule: messenger RNA, 1137 nt
Organism: Oryza brachyantha (malo sina)
Lineage: Eukaryota; Viridiplantae; Streptophyta; Magnoliopsida; Poales; Poaceae
Product: calmodulin-binding protein 25-like
Exons: 1
Coding region: 63-767 (234 amino acids)
Source: RefSeq, a predicted model, not a curated record